Messenger RNA from Salvia splendens (bonfire salvia), 1393 nucleotides. RefSeq names its product N-terminal nucleophile aminohydrolases (Ntn hydrolases) superfamily protein. Lineage: Eukaryota; Viridiplantae; Streptophyta; Magnoliopsida; Lamiales; Lamiaceae. The record is from RefSeq and is a predicted model, not a curated record. Gene Ontology annotation, cellular component: cytoplasm. The transcript has 7 exons. Gene Ontology annotation, biological process: protein deglycosylation. Gene Ontology annotation, molecular function: N4-(beta-N-acetylglucosaminyl)-L-asparaginase activity. Bases 93 to 1181 code for a protein of 362 amino acids.
AUCAUACUUUGGCCGCACAAAGUCACCAAACCAAUCGAUUUAAUAACGGUCCGGUACCUUGCGCCGAUAUCGGUUAACCACGAAGAACGUUGAUGUCUAACAAUUCCCACAAAUUUGAUGUCGCUCUUUUCUUCCUCGUUUCUCUGAUCAUCUCGACAAUUGGAGAUGAAGUCAGACCUGUGAAAUUCCCUCUGGUUGUGAGCACAUGGCCCUUCAAGGAAGCUGUUAGAGCGGCAUGGAGGACUGCAGAGAGUGGGCUUUCGGCGAUUGAUGCAGUCGUAGAAGGCUGCUCUGCAUGUGAGCUACUGAGAUGCGAUGGUACAGUUGGUCCAGGUGGAAGCCCAGAUGAGAAUGGAGAAACUACAAUUGAUGCGAUGGUCAUGAAUGGGGUGACAAUGGAGGUUGGAGCAGUUGCUGCAAUGCGGUAUGUCAGUGAUGGCAUCAAAGCUGCUAGAUUAGUAAUGCAGCAUACAGAACACACUUUGCUUGUCGGAGAGCAAGCAUCAAGAUUUGCAAUUUCUAUGGGUCUUCCUGGCCCCACUAACCUAAGCUCUGAAGAAUCUAUAGAGAAGUGGGUAAAUUGGAAAAAGAAUAGUUGCCAACCUAAUUUUCGGAAAAAUGUCCUGCCAGUUAAUGACUGUGGUCCAUAUCAUCUGAAUAGUAGCACGAAACUUGGUGAGAAAUUAUUCUCGAACAAUGAGAGGGUUGGUCUUGAUGAAUCUAGGUCAUACCAUUUUGGUCUCCAUAACCAUGAUACAAUAGCAAUGGCUGUUAUUGACAAAAAAGGACUUAUAGCUGUUGGUACCUCAACGAAUGGCGCCACCUUUAAGAUCCCUGGCAGAGUUGGUGAUGGACCUAUUGCCGGUUCUUCUGCAUAUGCUGACACCGAAGUAGGAGCUUGUGGGGCAAGUGGCGAUGGUGACAUCAUGAUGCGCUUUCUCCCUUGCUAUCAAGUCGUGGAGAGUAUGAGGUUAGGCAUGGAACCUAAGCUUGCUGCUGAAGAUGCCAUUGCAAGAAUUGCAAGGAAAUACCCUGAUUUUGUUGGAGGCGUUUUUGCAGUCGAUAACAAUGGCAUCCAUGCAGGUGCAUGCCAUGGUUGGACAUUUCAGUACUCAGUGAGGAGCCCUGACAUGGCUGAUGUGGUGGUUUAUACCGUAAACCCAGUAAAAUCAACAGUUUGAUGCAGCCACUUCCGUGGCUCGUGCAUUCUUCUUAUCACUUGCAUUCCUCAGAAUUAUAGUAGUACCAUAUUUUGGUGGAUUGCCUCUGAAUGUUAUGUGAUGCUGCACUUAUUCAUAUAGAUCUAUUUCUUGAAAUAUCUUUUCUCAACCAUUAUCUUGUUUGUCUCUAUUUAUGACUCAAUAUAAAUCCAAUCUUAUUUUCCCAUGUAAAA